ACAAGAGAAAGCAAAGCAAGCUAAGCCUUAACAAAUGGCGGCCAUGUUGGUUCCUCCAUGGCUUGAAUCAUUGCUAUCAACAGCCUUCUUCUCCAUCUGCCCAUCACACAAAGAUGCCCCCAGAAGCGAAUGCAACAUGUACUGCUUAGAUUGCAACAAUGGCGCAUUUUGCUUUUACUGCAGAUCAUCAAGACACAAAGAUCACCAAGUAAUUCAGAUCAGGCGGUCAUCGUAUCAUGAUGUUGUUAGGGUGUCUGAGAUUCAGAAGGUCCUAGACAUCAAUGGAGUUCAGACUUAUGUGAUAAACAGUGCCAGAGUACUGUUUUUGAAUGAGAGGCCUCAGCCUAAAAAUGCCGUUAAGGGGAGCUCACAUAUCUGUGAAGUAUGUGCCAGAAGUCUCUUGGACCCCUUACGUUUUUGUUCAUUGGGAUGCAAGCUUGUGGGACUAAAGAAAAAUGGGGAAGCAAGCUUUAUCUUGAGCGCAAAGAAAGAAGAAGAGGAGGGAAGAAGGGAAGGAAUAGAAAUAAGAUUGCCAUCAAAAGAGUUAGAAGAUCAAUUGCCUCAAGGAAUGCAACAAGACUUGUACCAAAACACUCCAACUCCACCUCAUCAUUCAAAUUCAAAUUCAAGGAGAAGGAAAGGCAUACCUCAUAGGGCACCUUUAGGGCCCUAAUUACGUAAUUAGUGUUUCCUAGAACUUGCUUAGCCAGCUCAUUCCUCACAGGCUCCAUGUGUCCUAAACAUGGGGAAGCUGUCUUUAUGGGGUUUUAAAAGGAAUUAAAGUUGGGUUUAAGCACUUUUAAAUUGGGCUUGGGUUGGCUUUCGGGUGCAAUAAUGCUGCAUUAAUAUUUGAAACAUGCAAGGUGUAAAUGGCAUCCAGAUACACAUGAACCGUUUUAUAUGUAUAAAGAAACAACAGCUCAGCUUUUUUUAUUAUUUUAUUUUAUUUUUAUUUUUGUGGUCAGAUAAAAAAAAUACAUGUCAUAUAAUUUUUUUUAUAUUCAAUGUAUUGUAUGUAAUACUUUGUUUUCUGUCAAUAAUGUACGUAAUACGUGGUAUUUCAUCACAAGUGGUUGAAAAUAUAUGUUAUAUAUAAUUAAUACCAA
Messenger RNA from Prunus dulcis (almond), 1106 nucleotides. RefSeq lists its product as uncharacterized. The transcript is spliced from 4 exons. Bases 35 to 673 code for a protein of 212 amino acids. NCBI's taxonomy places the organism in Eukaryota, Viridiplantae, Streptophyta, Magnoliopsida, Rosales, Rosaceae. The record is from RefSeq and is a predicted model, not a curated record.